AUGCAGUGCCUCAGGAGCCACUGGCCGAGCACCCUCCUUUGCUUCCUGGGGCUGCUGGCUGCGUCCCGGGAGAGGGCCCUGCUGGGGGCCCCCGGCCCCGACUGGCAGCUCUGCAAGCAUUUCUCCAGCCAGGUCAACAAGCUGGCCUGGGACCUCGAGGGCCACAUGAGCUCGAUGAACCUGGUGGAGGAGAAGACCAGCGAGGACCUGACCCCCCAGAUCCGCUGCAGCGACAACUGCGACCCCAACAAGCUGGGCUCUGACCAGAGCUGCCUGCGCCGGAUCCGCGAGGCCCUGCAGCAUUACCGGGCGCUGCUGGGCUCCGACGUCUUCGCCGAGGUGGGGGGCCCGGACCCCAGCCCCGUGGCCACACUACAGGGCGCCCUGGCCCAGCUGACCAGCCUUGUCCAGCAGGACGGCAGCUUCGCCGAGGGGUCGGCGGCCCCGCCACAGCAGAGCCAGCCCUGGGAACGGCCCCUGCUCCGGCGCCGCAUCCUCCACCAGCUCCGCUCCUUCUCGGCCGUGAUGGCGCGGGUCUUUGCCCACAGCGCGGCCACCCGCUAGGCCGGGGGGAGCAUUUCUCCAGGAGCGCCGGAGCCGAGUCCAGCCCCGCAGCGGGCGCCCGGCGAAGGGAACCCAGCGCCGGCCUGAGCUCCGCCCGCUUCUGGACUCUGUGUUUAUCGUAUAAACGCCCCUCCCACCCCGUGUAUUUAUUGCCCGGCCCUUGGGUUAUUUAUGAGCAGCCGCUGUCUAUUUAUGCCCCCGCUGGGGGGCUAUUUAUGCUAUUUAUCGGCUCCGCAGC
Messenger RNA from Mauremys reevesii (Reeves's turtle), 802 nucleotides. RefSeq names its product interleukin 23 subunit alpha (gene IL23A). NCBI's taxonomy places the organism in Eukaryota, Metazoa, Chordata, Testudines, Geoemydidae. The transcript has 4 exons. The coding region runs from base 1 to 564 and encodes 187 amino acids. The record is from RefSeq and is a predicted model, not a curated record. Gene Ontology annotation, biological process: positive regulation of T-helper 17 cell lineage commitment; positive regulation of T cell proliferation; immune response. Gene Ontology annotation, cellular component: extracellular region; interleukin-23 complex. Gene Ontology annotation, molecular function: cytokine activity.